Molecule: messenger RNA, 1203 nt
Organism: Fusarium subglutinans
Lineage: Eukaryota; Fungi; Ascomycota; Sordariomycetes; Hypocreales; Nectriaceae
Product: selenocysteine lyase
Exons: 4
Coding region: 1-1203 (400 amino acids)
Source: RefSeq, a predicted model, not a curated record
AUGUCUCAAUCGCAGCUUGACAUCAAGGCGCUUCGGGCAAAGUUCCCGGCUCUUCAGCAGGAUCAAGUAUUUCUCGACAAUGCUGGCGGGAGUCAGAUUCUUGGGGCUGCAGCUGACUCAGUCAGAGAUUACCUCAUCACCUCGAAUGUGCAGAUGGGCGCCUCGUAUAGUGUAGGCAAACUCUCAGCAACGAAAGUGAACAAGGGCUACGAAGCGGCUGCACGAUACAUCAAUGCACUGCCUGAUGAAAUUGUUUAUGGCGCCUCUUCAACUCAAUUGCUACGCAACCUCUCACUGGGCCUCACCUUUGCUCAAGGCGACGAGAUCAUCGUGUCCACUCUUGACCACGAGGCUAACAUCGCACCAUGGCUAGAUUUAGCUGAGAGACAAGGACUAAACAUCAAGUGGUGGAAUCCAGAGGGUCAAGGCAACAACCCCAAGCUCACAGUUGAGAGUCUAAAGCCGCUUCUAUCCGACAGGACGAGAUUCCUUGCCAUGACUCAUUGCACCAACCUGCUUGGAUCAAUCCACGACGUCAAGGCCAUCGCUGCGGCUGCUCACGAGUAUCCAAAUGUUCUCGUUUGUGUCGAUGGAGUAGCAUAUGCGCCUCACCGUCCCAUCGACGUCAAAGACCUGGGCGUUGACUUCUACUGUCUCUCAUGGUAUAAAGUCUUUGGCCCUCAUAUCGCGAUGCUCUACGGCAGUCGUGAGGCUCAAAAACAGAUUCGCCCACUCGGUCACUACUUUAACCCCGCUGAGAGUCUUUCAGACAAGGCUGGAUUCUCUGCUGGAAGCUAUGAGCUGAUAGCAAGUAUAUCCGUCGUGGUAGACCAUCUUCUUGCUGAGAGCUGGGAUAAGAGUAUUCAGCAAGAAACAGGAAUCCAAAAAUUACUCCUUGACUACUUGACCAAACGGGAAGACGCAACGAUUUACGGAGAACCGAGUUCGGAUCCCAGCAAGCGAUUACCUAUCGUCAGCUUCACCAUUGAUGGAUGGAACUCUCGAAGUGUCGUAGCAGCUAUCGAAGCCAACUCGAAUCUCGGCCUCAAGCAUGGCCACUUUUACUCUCAUCGUUUGGUGAAGGAUGUUCUCGAUCUUGAUACAAACGACGGCGUCGUUCGAGUGAGCAUGGCGCACUACAAUACUCUCGAAGAGAUUCAGGCCGUUAUAGAUACCUUACAGAACAUCAUUGCCAAGCGAUAA